CGCAUUACAGCGUUGUUGUUCAUGUUUAGAUGUAUUUGGGUCGUGUUAAAUAUUUGUAUCGGUGAUAAGACAAUAUUUGUGAAUCGAGCUUACGUAUUGGCCGGGGUCAGAUUUCCAGCUCGUGCAUGAAAUUACCGAUGUUAUGUAAAAAUACGGACAUGUGACCACAAUCAUCUGGAAAUGGCGGACGAGGAAACAGAUCUUGCAAAUGGAGAGGGUUCAUCCACCAAUGAGCAGUCCAGUCUGCUUCCUGAGGAAACAUCAAGUGUUGGCAAAGUCGUCUCAUCGCCUAUUCCCGGAUUUCCACCUUUUUUCCAAUUCGCAAAACUGCAAACCGAAGCAAGUGGAUGGAAUUCUGAUGUGACAACAGCAACUGAGUUCACGAGGUGCAGUGAUGCAAUGACAGACACAGCAUCAUUCGUGGAUAACGCAGGGGUCAGCCACGAUAACGCAGUUGAUUCGUCACUGUCAGGUAGUGCUGCAGCUGAAUCAACGCCUGUCGAUGGAGUUGACGUGAUUGAAAAUAUGGAAAAACGCGAAAAUGUACUCGAGCAGGAAGAUGGCGAAGUGGACCACGAGGGUCUAGACAAAGAAGAUGAGGAUGGCGCAAUAAACGAUGAGCCAGACGAAGAAGAGGCAGAAUCGGAUCCUUAUUUUUACACUAAGCGAGAUGAAUUUACCUCCGAGAUUUAUAAGAUAGAACUUCAAAAUCUUCCCAAAAAAUGUGGUUAUAAGCAAUUCAAGAAGAUGAUUGCAAACAGACUCAAUGUAAGACCAGUAAAAGUUAAACUACCCCCAGGAGCAAAUCAUGCCUACGUCACCUUCAGGAAUGAAGAGGAAAGGAGGCUGGCCAUCAGAUCAUUAUCAGGACACAAGUGGAAGGGGAGAGUGCUUUCUGCUAAGCCAGCCCAGCCACUUCCUGAUCCUCUAGCUUUGCAGCGAGCAGAAGGAUUGGCAAGAAAAAGGAUGAUUCAGGAUGCAGCGCGUUCAAACGUAGAUGCCAAGAGAAUAAAAGUUGAUGAAGAUGAAGGAGAAGAGCUAGCCAUUUCUGUCAGGUUAAACCAUGUUGUGACUCCUUUGUGGGAUCAGCCAUACAGCAAGCAAAUGGAAACUAAGAGGAGUAACAUGCUGGAGAUUUUGGGGAAACUCACUAGAAAGUUGAAAGCCAUAAUGGUGCUGAAGAACAACUGGGUGGAACAAGAAAGUGCUAAAAGAAAUGGAAUUUGUUGUGAGCUUCUGGACUGUGUUGAAUCACCUGUUCUCGAUGGGUAUCGAAAUAAGUGUGAGUUCACUAUAGCUGAAGGUCCUGAUGGAGCUAAAACAGUUGGAUUCCGCCUUGGUUCGUAUAAAGAGGGUUAUAGUGGAGUUGUAGAGCCAUCUGAAUGUAUUCAUAUUUCAGAUAAGGCCAAGGCCAUUGCUAAGGCUUUUCAGACUUAUGUACGGAAGUCGCCAUUGCCAGUAUAUGAUCUCUGUUUCCACACUGGAUAUUGGCAAACAUUGACAGUUCGAAGCACUAUGUAUGGUGACACCAUGGCCGUGCUACAGUUCAGCCCUCAAAAAAUGACUAAGGAAGAAAUUGAAGCAGAAAAAGAGCAAAUCAGUGAAUAUUUCAAAACAGGAGAAGGGAAAGAUGUAACACUUACAUCACUCUAUCUUCAAAUAAAUCACACGAGGGCUGUAGGAGGAAAUGCAGAGGCUCCUUUUGUUCAUAUCAUGGGAGAUGAGCAUAUUUAUGAAGAGCUUUGUGGAUUGAAAUUCAGAAUAUCUCCUGAUUCCUUUUUUCAAGUGAACACCAAGGCAACUGAAAAGUUAUUUGACUUGCUGAAAGAGUGGUGUGGUGACCACCUAGACGAAACAGUGGUACUUGACAUAUGUUGUGGUACUGGAGCCCUUGGUCUAUGUCUGGCCCAGAGCGUGAAGCGAGUGAUAGGUGUUGAGAUUAUCGAAAAUGCUGUGGAAGAUGCCAAAGCUAAUGCGGAUUUAAACGGGGUUUCAAACGCUCAGUUUGUCUGUGGGAAAGCGGAAGACAUCAUUGUUGACGUGUUCAAGAACAUGCCGAGAAAAACUAAGAUCAUCGGCAUCAUGGACCCACCCCGAGCUGGACUUCACCAGUCAGUUAUACACGCAAUCAGGAAGAGUCGUCGGAUGGACAAACUGAUAUACGUGUCAUGUAACCCAAGCGCUGCUUUCGUGAACUUUCUCGAUCUAUGUAGGCCAACCUCAAAGAGGAUCAAAACAGCACCAUUUCGCUUGGUUAAAGCCGUACCUGUGGAUCUUUUUCCUCAUACUAAACACUGUGAAUUAUUGCUGCUGUUUGAGAGAGACAUGACCUCUGUGGAUGCAGCAAAGUUUUACAAGUGGUACUACUAAACUGGUCAUCAAGGUGUACUUACCUUCAUCGAUCAGGAAAUAGUUAAUAUAACAAGUUUAGGUUUAUGAUUUCGAGUUUUUGAGUUUGAAUAAUUUGUUUCUUUUUCUGUUUAACGUUAAUGAAUAACCCACAGAAAACAUAAUACUCACCAUAUUAGUAUUAUUAGUGUGAAAUUAUUUAACAUUGUGGUUUUCAAGGACCUAGUUUUGUUAUGUUCUGUUAGCCUGAAUAGACAUUUUCUUUCUUUGAAACAACAGCAUUACCGAGUUAUGCUGAAUUGUAAGUGAAUUUAUACAGCAUGAAUUGAAGAUCAAAGGUGAAAUUGUUUUUUCGAACCUCAAACUCGUAACUCAUUGAUCUAACAUGUCUUACAGAGAAGAUAUUACAUGGCUGUGCGUGGAUACGAAUUUAGUCCUCGAGUGUUCGAUGGGAUGAUAUCAACACGAGAAGAUAAAUUCGUAUCCACUAGGUGACAUUUUAAUGUUCUGUUUACGUAAAUAUUGAUCGCGAGUCAAGAUCACAUCAAUUUUUAACCAAAUUUUAAUGGAACCAAAUGCAAAAAUCACCUGCACGUAAACUCAGCUCGUAGGAAAGCUAUCUCAGCUUUCUACAUAACCGUAAAACAAAAUAUAAUACCAAAAAUUUAUUCCUUUGAACUAAAUAAUAUAUAAUUCUGACCUUAGAGGUAAACAUUAUUCGAAGAGAAAGGUUACGUGGUUGACUCUGACACAGAGUACGGCCAUUAAAAAGAAAGAACAUUUGAUACUGAACUGGCUUCUGCUUGACUUAGUUUUUUCUUUAACGCGCUUAAAAAAUCAAUGCAUCCAGAAGUUCAAGAAAUGGAAAUGGUUGUUAGAAGUAGUAUUUAAUGUAAAAUCAUCUUUGGAUUGCAAUAUUUAACGUAGGUAUAGACGUAAAUUAUUGUGAAAGUCAAUGCGUCAGAAUGUUGUAUCUGCCGCAUUUGAGAAUAAGCAAGUCUACAGAGGAUAUAGAUUCCCAUUAAACUAAAGUUGUGA
Molecule: messenger RNA, 3387 nt
Organism: Pocillopora verrucosa
Lineage: Eukaryota; Metazoa; Cnidaria; Anthozoa; Scleractinia; Pocilloporidae
Product: tRNA (uracil-5-)-methyltransferase homolog A
Biological process (GO): RNA processing
Molecular function (GO): RNA binding; RNA methyltransferase activity
Source: RefSeq, a predicted model, not a curated record